AUGAGUUCCUACAUUCAAUCCUAGUUUACAAUUUCGGACAAAUAAAUGUUUGAUUUUACAAAGCCUUAACCAAAUUCAGACUCGGAUGAGGAGAAAUUAAAUAAAUCAUUGCUAUUAAUGAAUAAUAAAGAUUAUAAAAAAUAAAAGAAGCUUAUCGAUAUUGAAUCGAUAAAAUCUGAAUUAAAUAAUUUGCCACCGUUCACUUUUGAUCCUUAGCAAAAAAAAUAUAGUAAAAAAUUUCAGAAAGCAAGUUUAAGAACUUUAUCGAAUACAUUCGUUCCAACUUCACCUGUUUUAAUAGAGUAGCUUGGAUAAGUAAAAGCAAUAAAACACAUGAAAGAAUAAAUUCCUCCAGAAAUAAUGCAUAAAGUGUACACUUAAUUAAGAUAUUAAUACUUUCAAGCCUUUAAUAUGGUAUAUAGAUAGGGAGACCAAAAUAAAUACUAUUAUAUUAUUCUAGAUGGAAGAUGCGUAGUGUUGAAACCAAAAGAAAAAAUGGUUGGAAUGAAUAAUAUCGAAGUUGAAUUAGAAUAGGAAAAUAAAACAACCAUAGAUCCUUAUGGUCUAAAGAGUUUAUUUCCAGAGUAUAUGAUGAUGAAAAUGCUAUUUUCUGGAGAUUCUUUUGGUGAAGUCGCUAUAAAAUUGGAAACUUCUAGAGCUUCAACAGUGUUUGCAGUUGAAAAUACUCAUCUGUUAUAUAUGACUGAAGCAGCAUAUGUCUAGUUAUUGGAUCCAUAUUUAAGUGAAGCAUUAGAAGAGAAAAUAUAAUAUUUUAAAAAAAAUACACUGUUCACUUCAGCUGAUUCAGACUUGAACGAGAUUAUGGGAAUUUUGUUAGAAUGCAGAAAAAUAACAUAUAAAGCUGGAGAAAUCAUAUAUGAAGAAGGGAGCAAAUCGAAUUCGUUAUUUUUUAUCAUCAAUGGAGAAGUUUAACUUUCCAAAAGAAUUGGAGAGAGAAAUCUAGUUCUAUCUUCUUAUGGAGAGAACUAAUAAUUUGGAGAAGUGGAAAUUUUGAAUAAAGUCACUAGGUUUACUACGGCUAGGGCAAUAUCGCCUAGAUUAAUUGUUUAUAAAAUAAGAAAAAACAAGUUUUUUAAUAAUCUAGGCAACUUUAUUGUUUAUGAUAAUAUGAAGAAAUAAUCCAAACUAAUUCUUUAACAUUGGAAUUUAAUUUAUAAAUCUGCAAUGGCAUAAAUUAGUGAUUAAAAUAAUGUUUAUUUGCAUAUCGAGAAAAGAAAAACUUAAGAAAAAAGGAAAAAGUAUCACUCAAAUAACCAUAGCAUGAGCUAAGUUUAAGUAUUUCAAAAUAUCACAGAAUCAGGUAUAAUAAAUGAUGAUUCUUGCGAACUUCAAACAGAAGAAAAGGGAUAGAGAGUUUUUAGUAAUGCACUUCAAUAAUAUUAGUAAAAAUUAAAGAAAUUUGGAAAUCAAAAUUAUGAAACCUAAACAAAAUAAGUUAGAGAACUUACUCACAUUGAUGAGAGAGCAGUUCCUAAAGUGAGGUAGAGGAAGUUAGAAAAAUUCUCUUUUCAUGCUAAAUUGCCUAGCAUAAGUCCUAAUAAAAUACUUCCCUAAAUGAAUUUAGAUUAGGUUCUAGAUUCAAUAACAAGAUUGCCAAAAGUACCUUAGGAUAAUUUAAUACUUUCUUUAAUGUAUCAAGAAGCAUAUAAAUCGAAUAACCCUGAUAAAAAGGCUAGAUAAGUUUAAUAACUUAUCUAAGCAUCCUUUAAGAAAGUCAGAAAAUAUUAAACCUCAAAAGAACCGAUAUAACCAAUAUUAAAUUAAGCUAGAUUUAAAUCUACAGAUUCCUUAUUAAAGAAUCUCAAAAUUAAUGAGAGUUUAGAGGAAAAGAAAGAGAAAAUCGAUUAUCUAAAUUUCGUUCAACCAAAAAAAAUAUUUUGA
Molecule: messenger RNA, 1902 nt
Organism: Paramecium tetraurelia
Lineage: Eukaryota; Ciliophora; Oligohymenophorea; Peniculida; Parameciidae
Exons: 5
Source: RefSeq, a predicted model, not a curated record